AGUUUAAGUUCCGAAUGGGUUGGACCUAUGGAAAUGGACCAGGAUGUAACGAGACGAAGAUUGGACAGCUUGUCACUGGGAUGUCAUCAUCCUACUGGAUGUGUGACAAGUGUUCCCUCAAAAAUAUCUCAAAUCUGAACUACAUAUGUACCGGUGCUAGCAGGUCUGAGGACUGGGAGCAAGGGGAGCGGACAUUCAAAUACACCUUCUCGGGACCCGGGCCGUACACUGUGUCAUUCACAGGAGGUGCCUGGAUGACACUAAGUUACGGCAGUACUUCCAACUGGAACAUCUCUACGACGGUCGAUAUGAGGAUACGGAGCGAUACCAAUCGGCCAAACCAGAGUCCGAUCACGGCCAGUAAACCAAUAUAUAAAAUGCAGAGUGACUGCUCACACAACUUGAAGAUUCCCAUGAUAGACGCUGACGGCGAUGACGUCAGAUGUCGGUGGUCGCGAGGAGAUGAGUGUGCCAGUGUAUGCAAGGCACUCCCAGACGCCACCCUCGAUCAGGAUACAUGCACGAUUCACUUCGAUACAGACACGUCAAAACACUACAUACAAGGGGGCUGGUACGCUGUGGCAAUAACCGUGGAGGACUUUCCCACCACCAGUAUCACGGUCGGGGGUGCUGCAUUCGGUCCUACUCGGCCACUCUCCGUUGUACCUCUUCAGUUCCUGAUCACAGCACCUCCUCUGAGCGGACCCUGUGCCGACAGACCUGUGUUUGUGGAUCCAACACCAUCAGAGGGUGACGUUAUUCCGAUCAAGGAAAGACAAAGUUUGAGUGUCAAAAUCUACGCCUCCUCUUCAUCUAGAAUAACCAACAUUCAGUUGACAGCCCCGUCUGGCAUAUCCAAAUCGUCUCUCUUGAAAGAUCCCAGCAAACCAGGGGUAUGGUAUAUCAUAGUCACGUGGACGCCUACUUCCGCUCAGAAAGGAACACAUAUACUUUGUGCUAUGGCAGACGACAAUCAAGGAAAGACAAGCGACCCUAGGUGUGUGACACUCCUGGCGUGGGACAGGGAUCCGUGUCAAUCUUACCCCUGUGUGAAUAAUGCUACCUGUUCAAGGGUAGGAUUUACAGAGGAUUUCAACUGCGCGUGUGUACCAGGAUUUACGGGACGUCUGUGUGAAACAGAUAUUGACGAGUGUCAAAGCAGUCCAUGUAAGAACGCAGGUUAUUGCCUGGACCAGAUAGCGAGGUAUGAGUGUCGCUGUGACGCCGGGUACACAGGAGUAAACUGUGAAAUAGAUAUUAAUGAAUGUUUGAGUCAGCCGUGUCUAAAUGGUGGAUCCUGUGUCUACCAUGUCAAUUUGUUUACCUGUAACUGUAGUGCAGGCUACACCGGGGACCUGUGUGAAAUUGAAAUAGACGAAUGCCUCAGUAACCCCUGUCAGAACAACGCUUCAUGUGUUGAUUUGUUGAACAAGUACUACUGCGCAUGUGCAGACGGCUUCGUUGGUGCAAGAUGUGAAAUAGAACUGGACGAGUGUGUCAGCUCACCCUGCCUGAUGAACGGGACCUGUAUUGACCUCGUCAACGGGUACAAGUGCAUUUGUCCGGGCGGCUGGACGGGGCAGUACUGUCAAACAGGCCUUCCAUCAUGUGACUCUGCGCCCUGUUUACACGGCGGGACCUGUGAGAACGUCUUUCCGGACUUUGUUUGCCACUGUCCGACUCCAUGGCAGGGAAAGAUCUGCGAGUCCCGCCCGUUACCAAUGGGCAAGAAAUGCACAGGUUUGCAGUAUACCGAGUGCGACUGCUUUAUUAACUCCAAAGGGCAGAAACGGGAACAGAACUACAAGCUUGAGUUUGGACUUGGUGGAGCAGCUGUCGGUCUUGUAACCAGUUUGUUAGCUUAUAUCCUGUACCAUUUCUGCCAGUGGAUUGGGCCCAGUACCCUGUUCCAUGGCCCAAUCACGCACGUACAUCCACUUUCGUCAGAGGAGAGGGUAUCAACUAACACGAACAAUGAUCCUACACAAUCAGCUAAGAAAGCGCCACUACCCUGUCGACCAAUGUCGUCAGCGCCUUCAGGUUCCUCUUUCGAAUUUCCUCCUACAAAAUACAAAACCUCCACACCUUUCACCUCCGCCAGAGUAACCCUGGAGGAGACAGUUUCGUAAUACAUGUGUAGUUGGCAAAAUAAAGCCAUGACAUGUUCUCGAUGAUAAUUAACAACUUUUUAACGGAAAUCCCGGAAAAAACAAUUACUAGAUCGGCCUUUAGUGACUAACAGUUUGUUAACAUAUUAUAUUAUAAUAAUUAAUAAGUAUGUAUGUAGGAAGCGGUAUGUGUAUGUAUGUGCAUGUUGAAUCAGAAACAUCCGGCGUGAAGUAAAUUUAUGUUAACAGUUGUUCCUUUAUUUUUGAUGAUGGAGAAAUAAAAUUUAUUGAACCUAAAAUAAUAAUACAACACAUAAUUGUUGUUAUUAAGGCAUUUCAGCCAGACCAUAUCAGUAAUGGAAUUUGUAAGGAGAAAAAAGCCAAUAGUAUUAAAAUUAUGAAAUAGUAACUACACAUCUGUCGUUCUGGGAUAUCCAUGAAGUAGUAAAAUGAUUCAAAUGCCCAUGUAUAUUUUAAAUGUAUUGCUUGUAAGCGUUAAGGUUGGCUUAGGGUAAAAACAACUUGAAAUGCACAUGCAUGAAUUUACUUGUAGUCUAAAUACUAGGGUUUGAUUAUGUACAUUUUUAUCAGGCCUUGUUAGUCUCAUAAUUAUACUGAAAGGGAAAAAAACGCACCUAGAAAUUAUCCAAUUUACUAAGGGAAAUAAAGAGAUGCUAUACAUCUUGUAGAAUGUAAUAUUGGUGCAAUUGAAAGAUAGAAAACCACUAUGUCGUCUGUGAAAUUUUCAUGCAUGUUCGCCAAUAGAAAUGCCUGUUGCAAAUAAGAUCAGAUAAUAUUGCAAAGGCUUCCGUUCAACGUCAGAUAAGGCAAAUGUUUUACAUAUGUGUAAAAAGGACUAGACUUGCUUGGUGGUCAAAGAAACCAUACUUAUAUAUAUGGUUUUGAGGUGUUGGUAGGUGAUAUAUUUACAUUUUUGCCAUCAUGAACUGAAUUGGAAAUAUCAAUUUCAUUUGUUGGAAAUGAGUAGAUUUACAUGUAAAUGGUAAAUAUCGUUGAUGAAGUUUCGUUUUCCAA
This is a messenger RNA of Pecten maximus, 3143 nucleotides long. RefSeq lists its product as uncharacterized. Gene Ontology annotation, biological process: Notch signaling pathway. NCBI's taxonomy places the organism in Eukaryota, Metazoa, Mollusca, Bivalvia, Pectinida, Pectinidae. The record is from RefSeq and is a predicted model, not a curated record. Gene Ontology annotation, molecular function: calcium ion binding; Notch binding.